This is a messenger RNA of Phodopus roborovskii (desert hamster), 1095 nucleotides long. RefSeq names its product protein RoBo-1. The transcript has 6 exons. The record is from RefSeq and is a predicted model, not a curated record. NCBI's taxonomy places the organism in Eukaryota, Metazoa, Chordata, Mammalia, Rodentia, Cricetidae. Bases 234 to 989 code for a protein of 251 amino acids.
UUGUGACUACUUGGUGAGCAUUUCCAGUGUAUGCUUGCUACACCUGGUGGUAGAGACUGGCUCUUUGUGAAAUGGUGGCUUUGGAAAUGGUGAACACUUGUCUUUAGCUAAAGGGCUGAUGAGUACCAUGGCCCAGAACUUUCUAGCACAAAGAGAGCCUCCACCUGCUCCCCAGCGGUGCCAUUUCUUGACCACUCAGCCAUUUCAGCUGAGAUCUAGUGCCUUCCAGAUGCAUGCAAGAAGAAUCCUUCCCAAGCCAAAGUCUUUCCCAGGGAAGGAUGAAUGACUCUUCCCUUUCAGCUUCAAUGGCAGUGUUCAUGGGAGUCACUAUGUCCUGGUCCUCAGUUCUGAAGGGUGUCCUUGCUGUCUGCAUCUUCACUCACUUAUUUGUCAGCUCUGUGGAGAGUUAUAGUUGUGACAACAAAGAAUGUUAUAAUGGGAGAUGCAAACCUAAUCCAAGGACUUGUGAAUCCUCUAAAGGCUGCUUCCACCUAGAGCAGGAAUUUAAAACACCAACUCCAUCCACAAAUGUAAGGGUCCAGCAGAAAGGCUGUUCUAAAGAUGGAUGUACUGAACUAGCAUUCUCAGCAACACUGGGACGCAAUCGGACAUUUAGAUAUGACCACCAAUGCUGCUACACUGAUCAGUGCAACAGGGAGCCCAAGCCAGUGUUCCCACCAUCUGCCCAACAGAACGGAGUUGAAUGUCCUGCCUGCUACAGCAAUGAUGACACUUGUAACACAGUUUCCCUGAAGUGCACAGGGGUAGAGACGAAGUGUGUUGAGGUUAUUGGCACAGAUGUGAUUGGGACCCUUUCUCACUUUGUGAUACGUGGAAUGGGUUGCGCCACUGAAACUGCCUGCAACUUGAAGAAUAUGACCAUCAUAGAAAAUGUAAAAAUCCAUACCUACUGCUUCAGUGGGAGCCCUUCACUCAGGCCCAUCUCAUUUGUUCUGGCUGGUCUCUUCCUGAUGAAAGCCUUGCUUUGAUCCUUUCGGGACUGUCACUCCCGUGAUCCUUCUCAUCUAAACACAUCAGCAACCUUUCAUGACUCCUUUACUAUCCAGGGAAGAAAUAAAAACCACUGAUUGUACU